UGAUGUUUUCCGUCCUUUCCUGUGUGCAGGCUGUUGCUAGCUGUCAAAAUCACGCUGAUCCAUUUCUUCCUUGCCCCGGUUGCCUCAUUUUGUCCAUUUGUUUGUGUUUUGUUUUAUUUUUAUGCCGUCUAAAAACACACUCGUGCCCUCCAACAUGUACCAGGUAAAGCCCGUUUGCGGGGGUGACAUCACGGUUGAUUUGCCCACCUGCAUGUACAAGUUAGCAAAUAUCCACGCUCGGUCGGCGAACAGCUGCACCCACGAGCACGCGCUGCAGAAUGGCGAGAUGGACCCAGCCGUCAAAGCUCUGGAGGCCCGUCAGGAUGAGAUCAUGCGCAAAUUGUAUGAGCUGAAGGCAGCCGUGGAGGGCCUGGCUAAGACUGUGACCACUCCUGACGCUGAUCUGGACCUGACUGUUGGCGGCGGGCUUUCGUCAUCCCAGAGCUGCGCCUUCCAUGGCACCGCCGACCUGGACACGCUACUGGGCAAGGACCUUGGCGCUCUCAGAGACAUCGUCAUCAACGCCAAUCCAGCACAGCCCCCCAUCACUCUCUUGGUUCUUCACAAGUUGCUGUGUCAGCGCUACCGGGUCCUCUCCACCGUUCACGUCCACUCAUCUGUCAGCAGCGUACCAGAGCAGCUUCUCUCCUGCCUUGGACCCCGCCACCCGGACAGCUACGCCCGCCAUCUCUUCCAGCUUGGCUUCACCCUCAUAUGGAAAGACGUCCCCAAACUGCAGAUGAAGUUCAACGUUCAGAACAUGUGCCCCGUGGAAGGCGAGGCAAACGUGGCGCGCUUCCUCUUCAAACUGCUGGCGCCAUACCCGUCCGACGUUGCGUCAGCCACCUUAGUGGAUAACUGGGUGGACGCGGCCUUUUUCCAGUUGGCCGAGGGCGGCACCAAGGAGCGGGCAGUCGUCCUGCGCGCCCUCAACUCAACUCUGGGCCGCGGGCCCUGGCUGGUCGGGCGAGAAGUCUCCCUGGCUGACGUGGCGUGCUACUGCUGUCUUCUGCUCACCGGCGCUGCCUCCUCAGCCCCCGCCAAUGUCCAGCGCUGGCUCCAGUCCUGCGAGAACCUGGGUCACUUCGGGCCCGCUAAGGUACUCAGACAGUGACCCGAUCAUCUUGCCAGGAAGGCAAAGUGAGAGAAAAAUGGGCCAGCCAUGUCAGGAACAAUGUCUCAUGCUUACCUCUUGACAGAAUUAUCGCUCAACUGACAUCGAGGCAGACCUUUUGUCUCUUUUUGCUGCUUUUUUAAAUCAGAGAUUCUAAAAGGGAGGAAGCACGAGAGGAUUGUGAAGACAAGGAUGCUCAAACACCUUUCACCCACUUUGUGCCUAUGAAAUAAACGCUACUUGGAAAAGUGUGUUGGUGUGGUCACGUGCAAUUUUGCUAAUGUUGGGAAUACUGGAAAAAAAACGUAUGCAAAAAUGUGUUUCUCUAUAACUGUAUUAUAUAAAACAUACAUGAAAUUCUCAUUCAACAGCUGUAGAAAAAAAACAGGAAUGAUCAUGAACACAAUGUAACGGUACUGAUCAGUCAUCUAUUUUUGUCCUUUGCAAAGAACAGCUCUGGUCCGAUUAUAUUUUAUUUAUUUUAUAGUCAUUAACUCAGUCAUGUUUUAGUGCCAACGACGGCGAAAGACGUCCAAUCCAUUUUACUGGGAGUGUCUGGAAGCAAUCAAACGAUAGCUGCCAGGCAUUUCAGUCAAAAUAGAUUAGACUCCUCACACCUUCAAUGGCAGCCAGUAAGUUAAGCUUUACAAAAAAUAAAGGCAACUGACCUUUUGUAAAUUCCGCCCCCAAAACGGCCAUUGACCAAUCAAAUGUCCUCCCGACCGUGAGGUCGGCGUGAUCUGACAACCUACAUUCUCCCAUUGAUUAUUUUGGUGGUUGCUGUAAGCAUGACCUGACUGCUAACAAAUCUACAACUUUACGGAAGGCCUGGAAAGAACAACUGGACAUCCAAAAUGGUGACGCGUUGUGCCAAUGGCUUAUGUGAAUGACACGAGGUACUUAGAGUUUAUCUGGAGGUGUGCGGUACUCUUCCCAAAGCCGAAAACAACUUGACUGGUGCCUUCGAUGGAUAAAAAUUGGGGUGGCCUCACUCCCAGGUCUAAAAAAUAAACAGGCACUCAUACAUGUGCUAUAUGGUAAGAGUAAGCUAAUGCCAGAGUCUACCAAGCUAGCCUGCUUGCUUUAGUAGAGGCUGCAACAUUCAUAAAAAUGGAUAUCAAAGCUGGAGUUCAUAGGUGGGUAGAGUAGCCAAAAAUUUUACUCGAGUACUGUUCCUUCUAAAUAAUACUCAAAAGUAGUCAUCCAAAAAUCUAAAGUACAAGUAAAAAAGUUCACUGAAAAGAAUACUCAAGUAAUAAUUAAUUGUAACUCCUUACAAUGUCUGAUUUUUUAAAACGUUUUUUCUCUCAACACAAUUUCAUCUGUAUGAACUGUUAUCAUUGUACUAUUACCUAUUAUAUGACCAUACUGGCCAAAAAGAUGACACAAAAAUAAUCGAAUUCAGACCAGAACAAAACUGGAAUCACCUGUCCAAAGAGCAUAAGUGCCCUCUAGUGGAGAAAAAACAUUACCUCUGUCGCCAUCUCUGGCAAAAAUAGUCACCGUGUAGAAAUAGGAAAAAUGUAACGACUAGUGUAGCCUAAAUUAGCGGAGUAAGAGUAGUGUUUCUUCUUCACAAAUCUACUCGAGUAAAAGUAACAUUAUUGCGUGAUAAAUCUAAGUACAUUUUUCCUCAAAAGGUAAGUAAAUAUAACUGAGUAAAUGUAACACAUUACUACCAUGCUCUGCUGGGUUAGUUAUCGAAGUCUAAACAAUGUAGCUGUUUCAUUAGCUAAAGUUAGCUUAAUGUCAUUUGCAAUCCGAUGGGUGCUUCCCCUUUUUAAGUUAAUCAAUGCUGCAACGAUUAAUCGAUUAACUCGAGUAAUUCGAUUAGACAAAAAGUUAGAAAAAUAUGUUGCUGCUUCGGGUAUUCGUUUAAUCGUUUCUUUUGAAAGUGUUUGUAUUUAAUUCAUUGAUUUGGGUGGAAAAACUGCCCUGUAAUGGCAACUAGUGAAUAUGAAAUAACUCAUUUAUCAUGGCUGAAUCCAGCUUUUUUGUGGGACUAUGUGAACGAUUUGUUAAGAGCAUUGUUUAAAAAAAAAAAAAAAAGUAUAGCAUUUAAGCUAGCGGACUUUUGGAUGCAAGUUAGACAAUUGUUCUCGUACUUAGUUCCUCAUUUUUUUUCUUUAUACCAAUUAAGGCUAAGCUCAGGUAUUUAAAUUGAUUUAAAUUUAUUAAUCUAUCAUUAUUUAAAUGAAAGUGCAAUUCUGCAUAGUUUGGAGAAACACCAGAUAAUUUUGUACUUGCAUUAAAUGCUCUUUUGAAGGGGCAACCUUCGUUAUGUUUUACAUCUAAAAUUUAUUCUGCAACGCAUUAAAUGUUCCUAAUCCGAUUAUUUGAAAUAACCAGUUAUAAGAUUAGUCGACUACUGAAAUAAUCGAUAGCUGCAGCCCUAACAAGCGCCUUGAUUUUAUUUUUCCUGUACUAUUUUGAGAAAGGAAACUUUAAUUUGUAUGAUUUGGCCUCUAUAUCUUGCUACAAUUUGUAUGUUACAAAUAUAACCCUCCGCUGCAUAUCGUAACCUCUUUUGCCUCAAUCUGGAGGAUUUUGCACUGGUAUUACUCCAAAAUGAAUCGUUUAAAAUGCCAGUAUAAUGUACGUCUGCCUGCAAUGGCCUGUGUCGUUAAGAGUCACGAAGCAUGCUGGUUUAGCAACCGUAACUAAGGGGGCGGAGCUUUUUCGAAAGGUCAAUUGAUGCAGUUCUCGUUUUCAUAUCAUUUUUAUCACCACUCCCUACUGUGAUUGAUGCUUUUUAAAAACCACCUGUUGCUCUGAAACGCGGUCUUUAUUCAUAUAUGUCCUGGGAAGAAAGCAGAGAUUGUUUUUUUUUUUUUUUUUUUGGUAGAUCGUCUGACAAACAUUAUUGUGGGAUUUUAAAAUAAUUGAGGUACAGUGGUAUGAAAAAGUAUCUGAACCCAUUGGAAUUUAUCACAUUUCUGCAUAAAAUCAUCAAAUUUGAUGUGAUCUUUGUCAAAACCAUACAGGUGAAAAAACAGUCUCCUGUAACCAAAACCACCCAAACAUUUAUAGUUUUUUUUAUUUUAAUGAGGAUAUUUAAUAUUUUGUGCCCCCCCCCCACCCUCUUUGGCAGCAAUAACUUCAACCAGACGCUUCCUGUUGCUGCAGAUCAGUCUGGCACAUCGAUCAGGACUAAUCUUGGCCCAUUCUUCUCUACAAAACUGCUGUAGUUCAGUCAGAUUCCUGGGACGUCUGGCAUGAAUCACCGUCUUUAGGUCAUGCCACAGCAUCUCAAUGGGGUUCAAGUCUGGAGUGACUUUGGCCACUCCAGAACGUGUAUUUUGUUCUUCUGAAACCAUUCUGAAGUUGAUUUACUAGUGUGUUUUGGAUCAUUGUCUUGUUGCAGCAUCCAUGCUCUUUUUAGCUUCAACUGUCUGACAGAAGGCCUCAGGUUUUCCUGAAAAACAUCCUGAUAAACUUUUGAAUUCAUUCUUCCAUUAAUGAUUCCAAGUUGUCCAGGCCCUAAGGAAGCAAAACAGCCCCAAAUCAUGAUUCUCCCGACACCAUGCUUCACAGUGGGGAUGAGGUGUUGAUGUUGGUGAGCUGUUCCUGUUACUGAAAGUAAAGGGGCCGAAUAAUAUUGCACGCCCCACUUUUCAGUUUUUU
Molecule: messenger RNA, 4738 nt
Organism: Corythoichthys intestinalis (scribbled pipefish)
Lineage: Eukaryota; Metazoa; Chordata; Actinopteri; Syngnathiformes; Syngnathidae
Gene: aimp2
Product: aminoacyl tRNA synthetase complex interacting multifunctional protein 2
Exons: 4
Coding region: 122-1114 (330 amino acids)
Cellular component (GO): aminoacyl-tRNA synthetase multienzyme complex
Source: RefSeq, a predicted model, not a curated record